AUGGUGGAGGCUUGGCUGAUUCUAGGAGACUUUAAUACUAUGUUAUCUGUUAAUGAUAGAAUUUAUGAAAAUCCUGUUAGCCAAAGUGAAGUGGUUGAUUUCCAAGCUUGUGUUGAGGAUACUGGUCUGGGAUUGUUGAAUAGAAAGGGAUGUCAGUGGCCUUGGUGCAAUAAAAGAGAUGCUACUGAAGAAUCUACAGCAAUAUUGAUUCGGCAUUGGGGAAUUCUUGCUGGUUCAUGCAGUAUAGAGGAAGAAUUCAUCAAGAUAGUACAAGAGGUGUGUGCUCAAAAGAUUACUGGAUACACUAUGUAUUCAGUUUGGCAAAAACUGCAGAUUCUGGGAAGCAGAGAAAAAGGGAUGAAUGGAGCCUAUAAUUCAGUGGACAAAAGGAUUGAAAUACUCAAAGAUCAGCUGCAGAAAGUGCAAAAGGGGAUAGAUAAUGAUCUGUUCAAUAAUACUCUGAUCUUGGAGGAGAAAGAGUUGUUGAUGCAAGUAGAAAAAUGGGAAGGUAUUCAAGAGAAGGUAUACAGGAAGAAAUCAAGGGCAGUGUGGAUUGCAGCAAGAGACUCCAACACAAAGUUUUUCCAUGCCUAUUUGAAGGCAAGGCAGGCUAGAAAAAGAAUCUCUACCAUCUGUAAUGAGCUUGGGCAAAAAUUGACUGAUCCUAUAUUAGUUGAGCAAGAGUUCACAUCUUUCUUUGAAGGCUUGCUAGGAACAAGGGCUAUUGAAUUACCCUGCCUUGAUGUGAACAUUGCUAGGAAUGGUCCUUGCUUGAGAGAGCAACAACAAGACCUGAUCAAGAGUAUAUCUGAGAUUGAGAUUAUACAAGGGCUUAAGGAUUUGCCGAGUGAUUGGCAUUGA
Molecule: messenger RNA, 861 nt
Organism: Nicotiana attenuata
Lineage: Eukaryota; Viridiplantae; Streptophyta; Magnoliopsida; Solanales; Solanaceae
Exons: 2
Coding region: 1-861 (286 amino acids)
Source: RefSeq, a predicted model, not a curated record